Messenger RNA from Talaromyces rugulosus, 681 nucleotides. RefSeq lists its product as uncharacterized. The transcript has a single exon. NCBI's taxonomy places the organism in Eukaryota, Fungi, Ascomycota, Eurotiomycetes, Eurotiales, Trichocomaceae. The record is from RefSeq and is a predicted model, not a curated record. Bases 1 to 681 code for a protein of 226 amino acids.
AUGGCAGUCGAUAUGCAAGCCCUCAUCAAGGCCAUGACAGUCUACAUGACCACAUGCAUGUCUGGCCACGACCCCUCGCACAACCCAACACACGUCUUGCGCGUCGUCCAUCUCGCGCACACUAUUCUCGAAGGCGAACUCUCGCGACACUCUACUACUACGCAAUACGACCGAGACAUAAUCACGCUCGCAGCCACGCUGCACGACAUUGGCGAUCACAAAUACCUGCCAGAGCCAACAGACACAAAAAUUGACCCGAAACAAAUGGUCUUCAACACGCUCGUCGCGCACGGUGCAGAUGCCUCGCUCGCCGAGCGCGUGCAGACCAUCGUGAGCAAUGUCUCGUACUCGAACGAAAUCAAGAACCCGGCUGCGGUGCGCGCGCUGAUCGCUGACGAGCGGUAUCGUGAGCUUGCCGUGGUGCAGGAUGCGGAUCGACUGGAUGCCAUUGGCGCCGUGGGCAUUGCGCGCACGUUUACGUAUCUAGGGUCGAGGCAGCAGAAGGGUGCACCGGGGCAGCGGUGGGAACUGGAUGAGUCGAUUGAGCAUUUUGGAGAGAAGUUGGAGAAACUAGAAGGUAUGAUGAAGACGGAUACGGGCAGGGAAAUGGCUCGAGAGCGGACGAGGCGGUUGCGCGAGUUCAAGACGUGGUGGAUGGAGGAGACUGGAAAUGAUAAUUGA